Messenger RNA from Mesorhabditis spiculigera, 1986 nucleotides. The record is from the annotation of a GenBank genome assembly. Lineage: Eukaryota; Metazoa; Nematoda; Chromadorea; Rhabditida; Rhabditidae.
AUGGCGUCGAAUACUUCGUCGCCACAAAAGGAACCUCAUUCUUCAUAUGCAUCGCCAACCUCUGCGGGUUUUCCAUCACACAGUUAUCAGGAUAUGUCAUAUCAACAACCUGGGAUGAGCGGCGGUGGCGAUGUGAUGGAUAUGCCAGCAUCAAGCCAACAUAUGUCGAUGCACCAAGGGAUGAUGCAGAAUUUUAACCCGAUGAUGUCCCAAGCUUAUCAGGGCUAUGAUCCCCAAAGACCAAUGCCCAUGCCGGGCCAACAUCAACAACCGCUCGGUUAUGCUAUGCAUUCGCCCGGGCCCUCGCAGAAAAAUGCCGGUGCUAACGUUAUGGGUCCGCCACAAAUGAUGCCGGCACCUCCGAUGAUGCGGCAAUGUAGUCAGCCGAACAUGCCGAUGCCCCAAAUGCCGAUGCAGCCCUUGCCCAGACCUCGAUCUUCACAUACGGCCCAUUCGGCAGCACAUAGUCCAUAUUCACGUCCACAGCCUUCACCUUUACACGCCCCAUCACCGUUGGCACAAGAAGUGUUUGCAUCGCCGAGUUAUCCUUCUCCAAUGCAGCGGAUGACGGGUACCCCACAAACGCAAGCUACUACAUCAGCACAGCCAACUUCUCCAGCCCAAAACGCCAACAACGCAAAUCCAAAGAUGAGCCCUUACCCCGGACCGCAACCAAUGAUGCCCAUGCUCCCGGGACAGCCUGGUACGAUGAAUACUGGUCAGCUUACGCCUGGACAUUAUCCGCCCGGCCAAAUGUCUCGGUUUAUGAUGGGACCGAGUGGGCCGUACCAUCAUCCUGGUAUGAUGCCACAACAACAGGGACAAGCUCAACCUCAGCCACCGCUGCAGUCGCCAAGCCACAAUCCUUUUCCACCGAACUUCCAAAUGCCGUCCGUGAAUUUCCCGGUCUACUCAACGACCGAAAUGCCCGCGGCGUUUCCUCAGUUUAUGGAGGCGCAUAUGAGGCAAAAUCCACAAUUCGCGCGGCAAUAUUACCAAGGGCCCAGAAGACCGUUACCAAUGGAGUAUCCGAAGGGAAUGCAGGGACUCAACCCGAUGGAGCCAACAACAUUCGGCUACUUGAACAACGGGAAUCCGUAUUUCGAUGCAAGGUUCGCUGGACCGCCGGCGGGAGCAGCUCAGUUCGCAGCGGGAGCUCAGGCCAAGCCGAAACCCGCACCAAAAGCGCCCAAGAAGUCCAGGGCCAAAAAGAAACCGGCCGAAGAAAAAGUCGAACCGCCUAAUUACGUCCAACCAUUACAACACGGAAUGAGGCCAAUGCAUGAACAUAAUAUGAUGGUUGCCCAAAUGGCCGGCUAUCCACCGCAUCAAAUGAUGGGAAUGCCCGGCGGCCCGCCGAUGCCCGGGAUGAUGGCGAUGGGUCCUGGUCGACCUCUUGAUGGACAACUCGGUAUGCCCCCAAACGGCCGGCUGCUGGAUACCAAUACGGUGCAGUCAUCCAACGAUAUCCAGCAGCAUCCUAACGCCCAGCUGCACCUAAACGGACCCCCAUCGGCUUCGGAGACGAAUGGUGGGAAGAAUACACCGAUUAAGCCGGAGCCCGCCGGCACUCCACACUCCUCGACCUCAUCUGGGGCUGAUGGAACCCAUGCAGAUCAGGAUAAGAAGCCUGACUUCUCCCCGAUAACACCAACAUCGAUGAACAGUGAACCAAAGCCCGAAGAUGCUGAAGUUAAUGGGCAAUUGCGAGACGAGAAACCGGAUCCGGCCGAAUUAAUGGACGUGGACGAGACUAUCGGCGACGAUUUUUGCCCAGGCUGUAACGGGAAACUUCAGAAAGACGAUCUGACGAUCACGUGCGGUGUCCAGUGCGGCCGGACCUACCAUAAGCAAUGCAGUAGCCUGAACGAUCGCGCCUACUUCCACAUCCGUGCCACCCCGGGCAGCACCUGGAUCUGUGAUGAGUGCUAUCGAAAUAGCAACGAACAGCUUGAAAAUGUCUGCCCGAUUGCCCAGAUCUCUACA